This is a messenger RNA of Chara braunii, 3994 nucleotides long. Lineage: Eukaryota; Viridiplantae; Streptophyta; Charophyceae; Charales; Characeae. The record is from the annotation of a GenBank genome assembly.
GCACGACAAGAGGCUAUCCGUGAGAAGGAGAAACAACUGAAGGAGGGAGAAGAAACGAGGAAGGCUUGACAAUUUGGUUAACCGGCCAGUCGAUGCUGACAAGGAGAGAAUGGAGAAGCAAAUUGAGUUGCUUCGACAAGAGCAUGUUCUCAUCAAGAAGAACAUGGAGGAGAUGGCGAGAUCACUCAAACAAAGUAUAACCGACACUAAAAGACCUGCAAUGGGGGUCUGUAUCAGCAGCCCACCCGAGGCGCCUGCUCAAGGGAAGGCGAAGGUCAUCGGGGUAGGCACGCCCAGCUCCCAGGACUUCGAGAAAGUACUUAAGGCAUACAACACGGUCAAGGCAGGAAAGCCCAUUGCGGAUAUGGAAGUCCACACCUUAAAGGAGAGGUUUGAGAAGGCGGUCGCAAAGCUGACCACCGUCUCCCCUCCUUCCCCGCCGCGACUACCGACGCGUCGAGCCAUUCGCUCAGCCCGUUGCAGCGAGCAGCUUUCUACUCGCGAGGACGUUGUGUCCUCUCUUCUGGACUUGAGCAUGCUCCAGGCCUCUCAGGAGCGACUCACUCUCCAUGUCGCUGCACUGCGUCGCCUUUUCGCCAUCCUCUCUGACCCUGAUCGCACCCUCCCGAUCAUCCCAGUACGACUCGAGACCUCCACGAGGGUGUUCUCAGCGCUGUGGGAUUCCGGUUCUCAGGGCGACUUCAUUCACCCACGCGUGGUGAAGGAAGCCUGCUUACCCACGACAGGGUCUCCGACUCCCAUCUCCGUUACCCUAAGGGAUGACAAGACCCAGCGCUUCUUUGAUCAGACGGUCACCGACCUCCCCUUCUUCCUCACUCUCGAGCCGACUGAUCGUUCCCCGGCGUCUCGUCGUCACCGCUCCUCUGCACAUUUCGACGUGAUGGAGACAAGGUACGACUUUAUUCUCGGCACUCCAUGGUCUCGUCGGUUCCGUAGCACCGAGGCCGAUUGGGCGACCAACACUCUCGUUCUCAAAACGAAGUGUAGACAGACGUAUCGCGUACCUUUCAUAGGUACCACGGCGAUACCACGCCCCGAUCCUCCUCCCCCGGAGCCUUCAGUGCCCACACCACCCCCCUCUAUCACUGUCACCUCGCCUCGGCAGUUCGCUCACUUCAUUCGACAGGACGACAUCACCUUCUUUAUGGUGGACGUGAUGGAUCUCUUACACUAUGAUCCACCCUGUCCCGACGCCGAACUCAUCCCUCUGAAGCCAGAUCCUCCAUCUAUCUCCAUGGCUCCCAUCUCUACUUCCGUCCCUCCGCCGUCCGUCGAGUCCACCCCGCCGUCGGGCGCUGAUGCUGACGCUGAGGAACUCGCACGAUAUACGGAUGACCUGGAGCCCGCAGUUUGUGACCUCAUCCGAGAGUACCACGACGUUUUCCCAUCGUCGUUCUCGUACGCCGGCAUCCCACCGAUGCGUGACGUCGAGCACUCCAUUCAGCUUGUGCCUGACUAUCGUGUUCACCACCAGACACCCUACAGACUCUCGAUUCCCGAGGCCACCGAACUCAAGCGUCAGCUUGAGGAGCUCCUAAGACAGGGUUUCAUUAAACCCAGCAACUCCCCGUGGGGUGCACCCGUCCUCUUUGCUCGCAAAGCGGAUGGAACUCUCCGUCUCUGCAUCGACUAUCGCGGUCUCAACCGCUACACGGUUAAGAACAGCUACCCCAUGCCUCRUUCCGAUGAGCUGUUCGACCGCCUAGCAGGCAACCGCUUCUUUACGAAGAUUGAUCUUCGUAGCGGUUACCAUCAGAUCCGCGUCGCUGCAGCCGACCAGCCAAAGACCGCGUUCCGAUCGCGCUUCGGUCACUACGAGUUUACGGUGAUGCCAUUCGGCCUCACCAACGCACCCGCCACCUUCCAGAGGGCGAUGAACGACAUCUUCAGGGACAUCCUGGAGCAAUACGUUUUCGUUUACCUCGACGAUAUCCUGGUCUACAGUCGUACCCUUGAGGAGCACCUCAGACACCUCCGCGACGUCCUUGACCGCUUGCGCAGACAUGGCUUCUACGCCAAGCUCAGCAAGUGCCGCUUUGCCCAGCACAAAGUGGACUUCUUAGGACAUUACGUGUCUGACCUGGGUCUCCACAUGGACGACGCGAAGAUCACUGCUAUUGCAGAGUGGCCUGCUCCUACAUCCACCAAGCAGCUUCGGAGCUUCCUAGGCCUGACCAGCUACUAUAGUAACUUCAUCUUGGGAUACGCUAGGUAUUCCUACGUCCUUACCUCCACCCUCCUCCGGAAGAACCCGCCCUGGGCUUGGACACCCCUCCACGAGGACGCCUUCCGCGCCCUCAAGAAGGCGGUGACAUGCGCACCGGUUCUUCACCUACCCGAUUUUGAUCGCCCUUUUAUCCUUACCACCGAUGCGUUAGACUUCGCUGUAGGAGCAGUGCUUUCUCAGCUACGUGUCCGAGCAGUAGCAGAGUUCCAUGACCAGGCAGCUGCCGGUCAUAUGGGCUUCCACAAGACGUUGGCUCGUGAGAGCCGCCUGUACGUUUGGCCGAAGCGCAAGGACAUUGUGAAGGACUACGUCGCAGAGUGUCCGACCUGUCAGGAGGUGAACAGUGCGAACCACUUGCCUUAUGGUUUGCUCCUGCCUCUUCCUAUCCCUGAGGGUCGUUGGCAGUCCAUCUCGAUGGACUUUAUCGGUCCUCUUCGUCCUCCGACCCCUCGCGGUCAUGAUGCUAUCCUGGUCGUUGUCGACCGCUUCACGAAGCGUGCACGCUUUGUUCCGUGCCGCUAUGCCAUCAGUGCACGUGAGGUCGCCGACAUCGUGUUCGACCGAAUCGUGCGUGACCACGGCUUACCUCUGAGCAUCAUAUCUGACCGUGACCCGCGCUUUACCAGCCGAUUCUGGCGACGGCUCCACGAGGUAUACGGCACUCGGCUCCGCUUCUCCUCGUCUUACCAUCCUCGGACUGAUGGUCAGACCGAGAUCAUGAACAGGACUCUCGGAGAUAUUCUUCGAAAGAUUGUUCGUGACGACCAGCAAUGGGAUCUUCAUCUUGCCCACGCGGAGAUAGCCUACAACCACGCCGUCUCGCCAGCCACGGGGAUGUCGCCUUACUAUUGCGACCUCGGCUAUCACCCUCGUGUUCCCGCAGACUUCCUUCGACCGUCCCAGAUGCACCCUGACACGAGUUGUCCCGCGCUGGAUGAUUGGGUUGCACACAUGACGUCGAUAAUGAAGACCGCACAUGAGCAUAUAGCCGCUUCCCAGACUCGCAUGGCAGCACGUGCGAACCGAUCGAGAAUGGAUCAUCCAUUCAAAGUCGGUGAUGAUGUGCUUAUCGACGCCCGCCACUUACAGCUUGAAGCGGACACGCUUCGCAAGUUUCGRCGUCGCUUCUUUGGCCAAUGCCGCAUCCUCCAGGCCGUCGGUUYUGAUACGGCAUCUAGCCCGGUCAGCUUUCGUGUGAAGUUGCCCGACUACCUACGCCAGGCUCGUGUGCAUGAUGUCUACCACGUCUCGUUACUGCGUCCUUACGGCAAACCGUCUGAGCGUUUCGUUGGACGACCAUACAAGCGCCCUCCACCCAUCAUGGUGGACGGUCACGAGGAGUUCCUCGUUUCAGACAUCAUUGGUCGCCGAGUCACCGACGACAACCCUCCCCACGUCGAGUAUCUCGUACGUUGGAAGGGUUACCCUGAUGAGGAGGCUACCUGGGAGCCCCUCGAGCACUUGCAGCACGCUCGCAUGUUGGUGCGUGCCUAUGACUGUGCUCGUCGUGCUGGGUUCGCUGAUCCUCCUCAGCCCACUGACCCUCCUCCUUCUUCUCCGCCUGAGGAGACCGCUGAAGUCGAGCCUCCUCCAUCUGAGGCAGACCUUCAGCAGCAGCCGGAUGCUUCUGAGCGUCCACAGCGCACUCGUCGUCGUCCUGCUCGAUACGACGAUUGACUCUGACUUACCUUCCCACGUCUUUGACUUCUCAGUACUCCAUCCACAUCAGUUUUGCUACUUCAGCUC